AUGGACGUGGAAUCUGGCGAUCUGUCUUCUGAAGGUGAAUGGGUCUUACAGAUACUACCAGCAAUGGCCAUAGCGGGAGAUGAUAAUAUUUGCUUGCCUGAUCAACCAACUCUUUCAGGAGACCGUCCGGGAUGGUCAGCCAACGUCGUAUACAACAGGACUGUCCUUACGAAAACCCACCCAAAUGCCUCCAAUAGGCCUCCUUCUACGUUCCGCCGCCGUACCAUCUUGUGGAACGAGCGCUUGUGCGUUGAUCUGGUCAUGUUCUUCGACGCGUGGUUUACCAGACACCAGGAGCUCGUCAACAAGUCAUCCGCAUUCCUGGUGAAGGCCACCUACUUUGCCAACUUUGCUGACGUCUUGCGACAAUACCCACGACUCGAUGGGUUCGUUCAAAUCAUGGAGAUGAAGGGCCAAUACACUCACCUUUGUCAAGUAUGGAAAACCCUUACAGAGCAAAUCAAAGUAUCAGCGGGUGAUCCAAUGCCCGAUGACUUGAUGUAUCACGUCUCGACGGGUGGCAUGAGCCCUCUAGUUUAUGCCUUGCUCAAGGAUGCCAUUGGCAAACAUCGACACAUACAAACUCCGUUCAUAAUUAAGGACUCCCCUGAGGACGAAAUCUCAAAAACCACAGAAGAAUGCGCAUCAUUCUUGGUUGAAGGACUUCAGGCCGAAUUAACAGCUUGCGAGUGCAAUUCAGACGUUGACUAG
Puccinia graminis f. sp. tritici CRL 75-36-700-3 is the source of this 711-nucleotide messenger RNA. RefSeq lists its product as uncharacterized. The coding region runs from base 1 to 711 and encodes 236 amino acids. The record is from RefSeq and is a predicted model, not a curated record. The transcript is spliced from 4 exons. NCBI's taxonomy places the organism in Eukaryota, Fungi, Basidiomycota, Pucciniomycetes, Pucciniales, Pucciniaceae.